Molecule: messenger RNA, 3180 nt
Organism: Dreissena polymorpha
Lineage: Eukaryota; Metazoa; Mollusca; Bivalvia; Myida; Dreissenidae
Product: centromere protein K-like
Exons: 8
Coding region: 144-1172 (342 amino acids)
Biological process (GO): negative regulation of protein kinase activity
Cellular component (GO): cytoplasm
Source: RefSeq, a predicted model, not a curated record
AUGGUUGCGUGUAACCGAAACAUGGUCACAUGAACAGAACAUGACGGCUGUCACCAUAUAAAAAUUAAAACUUACUUUUCACCCUUUGUGUCCUUGGUACGAUUGUCAGUCGCAUUUGUUCUUAUGUGUUUAUGUAGUUUGCAAUGAGUCUUUUGAAAAGCAUACGCACCACGCUGAAGUCGGCACCCGACGAUUUUCUGAGAGGGCUAGACGUCCUUACAGCACCUUCUGCUAAACCCAGCAGUGGCAUAAGCUUGCAAACAGCCACAUUGAUUAACUUUGAUGCUGCACAGGAGUUGCUUACUAGGAAUGAAUGCAUAUGGAAGGAACUUAAUGAGCAGACUGAGGUGGCAGGAAAACAAGCACAGGAUGCCGACAGUAUGAUUUCAGCCCUGCUUGCUGGGGUGGAUAGGCAGAAGGAGCUGGUGGUGAGAUUCCAUGAGGAGGUGUCCAGACUGCCACAGAUCCUACAGCAGCUCCAGGAGAUCACCAACUCUCUUGCCCAGGUGGAUGAGAACUGUGACCUGGUAGAGGCGGCCCUGGUACAGCUUGAGACACUUUGUGAGGAGCAGGUAUACCAGGCCAAUGUGGACUCACACCACAAACAGCUGGCUGUGUACAAAAUGAAGAAGGAUCAUGAGCUGAACACCUACAGAGUCCAGUUAGCCCGCGCGCACACUGCAAAGGCAGAGGAGCUUCAGCAGCGUAAGAAGCACUUGCUAAAAGAGCGACAGAUGGCGUACGCUGAGGAGUUUGCUCAUGAAGUGGACUAUUAUAAGAAACAUGGGAAGACCGGCAAGGCCUCAUUUUCUCAAGAGAGCGACGAGAAGCUGGACCUUGCUGAUGUGGAGAUUGAAGAAGACAAGCAGGCCCUCGAUGAGUUCCUUGGAGACACUGAGAUGGAGAACCAAGAUGGAAACGUAGCCCAAACCAGUGACUCUGAUGACGAGCUAACAGCAGCCAAAGCGGAACAAACUAAGCAAGCAACAGGUCUUGAAUAUACUCCUGUGAUAGCAUCAGAGGGUUCAGUAAAAACUGAAGAAUCCUGUUCUGACAUUCCUGCAAUAUCUGAAUCCAACAAUACUACAGAUGCAGAUGCAAUCAAUGUCGAAGAUUCUAAAGAACGGAUUCAUUUAAAGUCUGAAGCUACUGAAUCUGGGGAUAAAGAUUAGGCCAAACAGGGUAGAUAUUCCUGUUAAGUCACACAGAACUGAGUCAGACAAGGCUUAUUCUUAAGAUCUUCUCAGACAAAAAGUAAUGAGCCCGUAUUGAACAAACAAGUUUUCGACUUAAGUCUAUGAUAAAGGAUAUUCUUUAAAUUGCUUCAAAUUAAACUACCGGUAUUAAUUAAUUGCCUCCGUCGUCAUGAUUCUUCAUGUGGAAUAUUUUGUUAUGGAAAUUAUUAAAAUUGUUGCCUGUAUAUAUAUGACGUAUUUUUCUUGAUUCUAAGUCUAGUUGUCGUUCUCAAUUGAAUUGCAAAUAUGGGCCCUGAUGUACAAAGUACUUUCCCAAAAACAACGUAUCUAUGUUACCAAAACAUUUAAUACAAGUACUGGCAUUGGCCUCCAGAAAUUUUUAUAUUGAUGAGCCGCCUAUAUAUACCGGUAUAUAAACUUGCAGCAACAAUUCAAAUACUCUUUGAAUGUCACACAGAAAUUUGCUAUAAAUUUACCGAAUAAAGAUAAAUACAAAAAAGUUUAGCACUGCCCAAAUAAACUCGUUUUAAUACGUAAUUUUUUAAUUGGGUGAGUUUGAUUUAUAACUUGGACACGAAAGCAGUGAAAUGUCUGAGUAAUUUAACGUUUAUGUGAAAACACAGAUUCUGAGAAUAAGAGAAUACUGCAUUGGACAUUCCUUGUUAUUCAAUUGAUGAAGGUGAUCCUGCAGUAAAAAAACGGAUUGAAAUGUGGUCUGUAGGCAGAUAAAAACAUGCUGAUAUUAGUCCUAGAAGAAUGUUGGCACCAAUGGAAACUCCGAAAAAUAUGAAGAACUGGAAUUUUACUGACUGGAAACAUGUAUACAUUAUAUUGUUUCAGUAAUUGUUCCAAACUGCUGCUCUAUUUUUUGUUUAAUAUUGGUAUUGUUUGAUUGUCUUGUAAGAUGCAUGGAAGUGUUUUUUUAAAAGAAAUCCUGUGCGAACUAUACUUACUAUGCUUACUAGUACAUUCCAGAAACAUUUUGCCAUAAAUGUAAAUAUAUACAGAGUAAUUCUUUCCCACUUAGAAGCUUAGUGAAAAUGGCUAUGUGCAAACAGCAUAAAACCAGAACAGCCAGCGAAUAAAUCGCAGUCUGUUCAGGUUUUAUGCUGUUUGCUGCUCGUCAGUAUCUAAGGGUUGGAAUUGAGACCUUUACAAGUUGCAUCUAGUAAGAAAGGCUUUUAAUUAGAUUUAACUUUUUAAGGGACUGCAAAUGCAACAAAAUACAUAUCUAAGUGGUAAACGGUUAAAUAAUGACCAACUAUGUGGGCUGAUCAUCAAGAUGUUAUGUAAAAUGUUGCAAGUUGUUACAAACCCCGAUACGAAGUAGAGGGCUUUACUGGUUUAAAAUCCCUUGUUUGUUUCUUAUAAAAUGAUGAAAUAUUAAUCAUUUCAGCAGUAUUUUCCGAUUUUAAACAUUUUUACGAAUAGUACAUCUAUGUGAUAUAGUAAGAGAAUAAAGACAGUCUAUGAAUUUAAGGAAUUCAAGUUUUCCCUUUUUGUUAUGUGUGAAUGAAUGAAGUACAUAAUCCUAACAUUCAUACGAAGACUGUAUCCCUAUCCCCCAAAACAAUCCAUUGAGUAGUUCAGAAUUUUAUACAAGACACAAGGUUGAAAUGUCCCUACCCACACCGUUUCAGUCUUCUAUAAUAAGGCUUUGAUUAUGAGGUGUGAACGUUUGCCCGAGUCUGUGGAAACGCCGGUAAUGGCGAUCAUAUGAUCACCUCGCAAGCGUUUAAACCAAUUCACAUCGUGUGCAAUUUUGUUUGCAUAUGCAACACUGUAUGCGAAUUUUUGUUUGUUGAUUGUUUGAACUGUUGAAAUGUUAACUUUAUUUUAAUGAUAUUUAUUUUACAAUGAAUAAACAGAAUGAAAAUGUCAAUAGUUUAGUUGUGUGCUUGUCAGUUCUGUUUGAACUGUUGAAGUGUUAACUUUAUUUUAAUGAUAUUUAUUUUGCAAUGAAUAAACAGAAUGAAAAUGUCAA